AUGCCUACCCUUGUCUCGCUUCCUCGAGAGGUAUUGGAACAAAUUUGCGGCUCUGUGGCAUCUGAUGACUUCGCAAGUCUUCUUGACCUAGCUUUGACCUGCAAGUCCUGCUCGGUCGCCACUAACAAGUAUCGUUUCCAAUGCAUCAACCUGACCAUUGUCAGCCGCAAAAAGCUCAACAGAGAUGUCCAGAAAUGGAACGAAAUUUUGCAAAAAAAUUCCUCAUUCACCGUCGUGCGAUUAUUAAUGGUCCGAGGAAAAUUACCUCCCAGUGAAGAGGAUGACGAUAGUCUGGAACCAGAUCCCAAAUAUUUCAGCCCUCACUGUCGAAUGGACUCUAAUGACGAGUUAAGCCGCCUCGAAUACUCUUAUGGCUUCCAAGCUUUAGAACUCUAUCGGUCCGCUUCUGUUUCACAGCGUGAUGAUUGGGGCUCUUUACCCACCCUUGUGAAACAAUUUCAUGGUCUCCGUGACCUCAUUUGGGGCUGUGGGACUCUAUUUCCACCGUGUCUGUUGGAAAUUCUCCACCACUCUCUACCACGAUGCAAACUGCAUAAUUGGGCAUUCAAACUGCCCAGUCUGUGUCACAGAACACACGAACCUCAAGAUAUCGACGAAUAUGAGUAUUCGCUUGCCACGUCGCCUUCUCUAUCUAGCGUUGUUUUUCCUGCUUACGAGUAUGACGAAGAUAAUGACAAACUCGGCUAUAACGAAUACGGCAUGGUGGAGUACCAUGAAGAAGCAGUAAUUCAACUCGCGACUGGCCUGGCACCCAAUCUAAAAUCUGUCUACAUCGCAGCCGGAACCCCUGAAGCCACUCCAGGCUCUUAUGACCAGCUGCGGCGAGAAAGACCCCCAUGGGCAGGCUUUUUUACAUCCAACCCCAAGAAAGUCAUUACCAAUCCAACUCAAGGCCAAUUACGGGAGCUCAGCCUGAGCCCGGCUAGCCUCGUUCAUUUCGAGGCUUGGGAAGCACACGGCAUCUUUCCCAACCUUAAAGUUUUGCGACUGUGGGAGGCCACGCUGGAAACCUUGCUUAAGGCAAUUCAAUGUCAAUUUCCCUGUCUGAAAACACUGGUCCUUGAUAUAACCUCCGCUGAUCCCCACCCUAUCGAUACAGCGGCGAGUGCCUUUGUCUCGUCUCUUCCUCCAUUGGAAAGUAUCCUUUUGACAGGUAACCAAAGAGACAGAACAUUGAAAGCUGUCCUGGACCACCAUGGAAAAUCUCUAAAAAAGAUAUCCUUUCAACCUGAAUUUAAUGACUACGAAAAGGGACACGCUAUCCCAGCGGAGUGGAUCACUCAAAUUCGAGAUAGCUGCCCGAACCUCUGCAACCUCCGGCUCCCUAUAACACGUACAAGAGGCAACGAUCAGGAAAUUGCCAUCUACCGAACACUCGGAGAGAUGCCUCGACUGACUGACUUGAGCCUACAACUUAUUUGUGAAGGAUACUCACAAGAAGACGAUAGAGGAUUAUCAUCGUCAAGCUAUCUGGUCUCAGACGGUAAGAAAGCGCGAGAAUUACUCGCCAAUUUUGCAUUAGACGCUACCCUUGCUCGAGAGAUUUUCUUGACCAUCGGAAGAAACUCCUCUUUGCAGCGUCUUGAACUGAACAUCAAGGUACUACGUUGUCCCGGCACGCUAUGGGAGAUCACAGCGUUCAUGGAUGACAAGUGGAAAUGCGUCAGAGCCAAUGGAGACAGGGUCGUUGUUCGGAAGCUUGGGGAAGAAACCAGGAAUGAUAAUGAUGAAUGGUCAGAAGAAAUGCAAAUGGAAGAGGAAGAUAUACUGGAAGAGUUUGAGCCCGUCUUCCGUGAGUUGUGGCCAAAGAAGAGCAAACGAUGGGUGCAUGAUUGGCAUAGCUUUCCACUCCAAAUAAGCGCAAAUAAUACCCAAUGA
Messenger RNA from Penicillium pulvis, 1899 nucleotides. RefSeq lists its product as uncharacterized. The record is from RefSeq and is a predicted model, not a curated record. The coding region runs from base 1 to 1899 and encodes 632 amino acids. NCBI's taxonomy places the organism in Eukaryota, Fungi, Ascomycota, Eurotiomycetes, Eurotiales, Aspergillaceae. The transcript has a single exon.